This is a messenger RNA of Aspergillus oryzae RIB40, 633 nucleotides long. Its product is annotated as ferredoxin family 2Fe-2S iron-sulfur cluster binding protein. Lineage: Eukaryota; Fungi; Ascomycota; Eurotiomycetes; Eurotiales; Aspergillaceae. Gene Ontology annotation, biological process: P450-containing electron transport chain; positive regulation of oxidoreductase activity. Bases 1 to 633 code for a protein of 210 amino acids. Gene Ontology annotation, molecular function: 2 iron, 2 sulfur cluster binding. Gene Ontology annotation, cellular component: mitochondrion. The transcript is spliced from 3 exons. The record is from RefSeq and is a predicted model, not a curated record.
AUGUCGUUCUGGAGAGAAACUUUCCUUAAUUUGCGUCAUGCCGUGCCGAAGACUGUCCCCGGAGAUCGCGCAUGCCGCGCCCAAUCGAAACGGCUUCUUACUUAUUCCUCACAGAGUCCUCGAGUGACUGCCCCGAACCAGUACUCGUUGUACGCUAAGAGACCCGGGUAUAGUGUGAGUCAACGGCGGGUAUGGAACGGAUUGAACCCUCAAUGCCGAAGCUUUUCGGCCUCCGCGGGAGUUCAGCAUGGCCAUAUCACACCUCCGAAACCCGGAGAGGAGCUCAACAUCUCUUUCAUUGACAAGGAUGGUGAGAAGUACGACUUCCAGGUAUCCGAGGGGGACAAUUUGUUAGACAUUGCGCAGGCCAAUGAUCUUGAGAUGGAAGGAGCUUGCGGCGGUUCAUGCGCCUGCUCGACAUGCCAUGUCAUUGUGGAGGACCCCGACAUGUUCGACAAGAUGGAAGAACCAUCCGACGACGAAAACGACAUGCUGGAUUUGGCAUUCGGGCUGACAGAGACAUCUCGGUUGGGUUGUCAAGUUAUCAUGAGCAAGGAGCUUGACGGACUAGUUGUCCGUCUGCCCUCUAUGACCAGGAACUUGCAGGCGAGUGACUUCGAGCCCAAGAAAUAA